Phytophthora sojae is the source of this 866-nucleotide messenger RNA. Its product is annotated as family 12 glycoside hydrolase. Bases 44 to 769 code for a protein of 241 amino acids. Lineage: Eukaryota; Oomycota; Peronosporomycetes; Peronosporales; Peronosporaceae. Gene Ontology annotation, molecular function: cellulase activity. The transcript has a single exon. Gene Ontology annotation, biological process: polysaccharide catabolic process. The record is from RefSeq and is a predicted model, not a curated record.
AUUUGCUCCAAGACCCCGACACCAAGACACACACUCCACUACUAUGAAGCUCUCUGCUGCUGUUCUCGCGCUCGCCGCCGCGGCCUCGGCCACCGACGCCAAGGAGUUCUGCGGCCGCAACGACAUGCAGUUCUUGGGCGACUACACGGUGUACAACAACCUGUGGGGCGAGGACAACGACCCUGAGGGCGGCCAGUGCACGGAGGUGGACGGCAGCAGCGACUCGGAGGUGUCGUGGCACACGCACUUCAACUGGGCGGGCGACAACUGGCAGGUCAAGUCGUACGCGAACGCCGCGCUCAAGUUCGACCCGGUGCAGGUGGCCAACGUCAAGUCCAUCCCUACGACCAUGAGCUACAGCUACACGUACGACGGCAACAUCAUCACCAACGUGGCGUACGACCUGUUCACGAGCCCCACCAUCGGCGGCGAGACCGCGUACGAGCUCAUGGUGUGGCUGGCCGCGCUGGGCGGCGCCUGGCCGCUCACGACCACGGGACAGCCCAUCAAGGAGGUGAACCUGGGCGGCGUCGACUUCAACUUGUACCAGGGCUGGAACAACAAGACCAAGGUCUUCACGUACGUGGCUAAGCAGACCACGUACACGUUCGAGGCCGACCUGCGCAAGUUCUUCGACGAGCUGCCGGCCGACAACACGAUCGAGGCGACCCAGUACCUGACCCACGUGCAGGCGGGCACGGAGCCCUUCCAGGGCAAGAACGCCACCUUCACGGUGCACAAGUACUCGGCCGCCGUCCACACGGCCUAGGGGUCUCUCUACUUGUAGAUUGCUAAGUAGGUAGACUCAGCGGCGAAGACGCCGACCGUCCUAAACAAUUGAAUUUGAUGGUACAGCUCACAGCCCC